This is a messenger RNA of Propithecus coquereli (Coquerel's sifaka), 3403 nucleotides long. It is a transcript of the gene NDST4, whose product is annotated as N-deacetylase/N-sulfotransferase (heparan glucosaminyl) 4. The transcript is spliced from 14 exons. Bases 896 to 3403 code for a protein of 835 amino acids. Gene Ontology annotation, cellular component: Golgi apparatus. The record is from RefSeq and is a predicted model, not a curated record. Gene Ontology annotation, molecular function: deacetylase activity; heparan sulfate N-sulfotransferase activity. NCBI's taxonomy places the organism in Eukaryota, Metazoa, Chordata, Mammalia, Primates, Indriidae.
UCACCGUGAUGUGAGAGGAAUGCAGCGGAUCGCUGAAUUAGCUCCUGUUGGAAUGUAUUCAUGUGUGACAUCCCACUGACUGGAUGACAUCACAACGGCUUCAGGUCCUUGAAAGUCUUGAGGAUGAUUAGCUGAAAGAAUUGGCCGUUUCUGCCAAUCAUAACCCAGCAAAGCUGCCUUUAUAGUUCUGGAGACACGAGAGAGAGGAAGGAGGGAAAGACCGACUACAGCUACACAAGAGAAGCAGCGGCAGUAGCAACAGCAGAGCAGGAGCAGCUGGUAUUCCGGUGAUUAAAUAGUUCUCAUUGCCUUUUUGCUGUACUCGGUCUGCUCCCUGGUGUAAUUCUCGUGUCCAAGAAGGAAGCUGCAUUUUAACGGUGUGCUGAACAGAGGUUUGAAUCAUCCCAGCUGGCUGCUUGUUUUGAAAAGGACAAUGUGUGUAUAAAUAAAAAGACUCUGCUGGAAGAGUUCAGAUACUAGGACUGGAGCUAGAGAGUGCUCUUGGAAUACUGUUCAGGCAGAUUGCAUGAACUGAAAGCUCCUUCUAAUUAACCUGGAGCCAAGUGAACCUGAAUACCGGAUAUCUCAUUUUCUAACUCGGGAUAAAUUCAAGUUAGGAAAAGAAAAAAAAUUGAAAUGCUUCUCUAGAUUAUGCUUAGAGGAUUCUGCAGCAAUUCUUGGUAUCGGACAUACUCAAAAUCUCUUCAGCUUAUGCCCUCCUGGUCAAUUGCCUUCCAGCUUUAACUCCUUUGUGAUCCCUUCAGACAUUUUACAUGCUUUGCAAUGGUUACAUGAACUUCUGGGAAGUUAUGUUUACAUCAUCUCAUACCUUAUUCAUUAUGGCACUUUAGAAAAAGAAAUUGGAAAAAAAACUUCCAAAGCAUUAUUUUAAAAAAUGAAUCUUAUUGUGAAACUUCGGAGAAGUUUUCGAACACUGAUCGUUCUCUUAGCUACCUUUUGCUUGGUGAGCAUGGUCAUUUCUGCCUACUUCCUCUAUUCUGGCUACAAACAGGAAAUGACCCUCAUUGAAACCACUGCAGAAGCAGAGUGUGCUGAUGUCAAAAUUCUACCCUAUCGGUCAAUGGAGCUGAAAACAGUUAAACCUAUUGAUACAUCCAAAACUGACCCUACUGUCCUACUCUUUGUGGAGAGCCAAUACUCUCAACUUGGUCAAGACAUCGUAGCUAUUUUGGAGUCCAGCCGAUUUCGGUACCACAUGGUCAUCGCCCCCGGCAAGGGAGACAUACCUCCUCUCACAGAUAAUGGCAAAGGGAAGUAUACUUUAGUUAUUUAUGAAAAUAUUCUGAAGUAUGUCAGCAUGGACUCAUGGAAUCGAGAGCUUUUAGAAAAAUACUGUGUGGAAUACAGUGUUAGUAUCAUCGGUUUUCAUAAAGCCAAUGAGAACAGCUUACCAAGUACACAAUUAAAAGGAUUUCCAUUAAACCUCUUCAAUAAUCUAGCUCUGAAGGACUGUUUUGUCAACCCUCAGUCACGCUUGCUGCAUAUCACCAAAGCCCCCAAGGUUGAGAAAGGCCCUCUUCCUGGGGAAGACUGGACUAUUUUCCAAUAUAAUCAUUCGACCUACCAGCCUGUACUUUUAACUGAAUUACAGACAGAAAAAUCCCUUUCAUCUUUGUCUAGCAAAACACUUUUGGCGACAGUGAUUCAGGAUCUGGGGCUUCAUGAUGGAAUUCAGCGAGUUCUUUUUGGGAACAACUUGAACUUUUGGUUGCACAAACUCAUCUUCAUAGAUGCCAUCUCCUUCUUGUCAGGGAAGAGGCUGGCAUUGUCCUUGGACAGGUACAUCCUUGUGGACAUUGAUGAUAUAUUUGUGGGAAAGGAAGGAACAAGGAUGAAUGUCAAAGACGUGAAGGCAUUACUAGAGACUCAAAAUUUACUGCGCACUCAGGUUGCAAAUUUUACCUUCAACCUUGGAUUUUCAGGGAAGUUUUACCACACAGGUAAGAAGGACCUUUGUGUUCUCAGAGUUGACAGUUUACCCAAGGAACAUGGAAUCCCUAUCAACAUGGGCUAUGCCGUGGCCCCACACCACUCAGGGGUCUACCCGGUUCAUAUCCAGCUGUAUUCAGCUUGGAAGAAGGUCUGGGGUAUUCAGGUCACCAGCACCGAAGAGUAUCCACAUUUGAAACCUGCGCGGUACAGAAAGGGCUUCAUUCACAAUGGCAUCAUGGUCCUCCCUCGACAGACCUGUGGGUUAUUCACCCACACUAUUUUCUACAAAGAGUAUCCUGGCGGACCCCAAGAAUUGGAUAAAAGUAUCAGAGGAGGUGAACUUUUUCUCACAAUCCUUCUAAACCCAAUCAGCAUUUUCAUGACCCAUUUAUCAAACUAUGGGAAUGACCGCCUGGGUUUAUAUACCUUUGCGAACCUGGCCAACUUUGUGCAGAGCUGGACCAACCUAAAAUUGCAAACUUUGCCUCCGGUGCAGCUGGCCCACAAGUACUUCGAGCUCUUCCCUGAGCAGAAAGACCCUCUCUGGCAGAAUCCAUGUGAUGACAAACGCCACAAAGACAUCUGGUCCAGAGACAAAACUUGUGACCACUUACCAAAAUUCCUGGUAAUCGGGCCACAAAAAACAGGGACAACUGCACUUUAUUUAUUUCUUCUUAUGCACCCUUCCAUCAUCAGCAAUCUCCCCAGCCCAAAAACAUUUGAAGAAGUUCAAUUCUUUAAUGGCAACAACUAUCACAAGGGAAUUGACUGGUACAUGGACUUUUUCCCUACUCCAUCCAACAUUACAAGUGACUUCCUGUUUGAAAAGAGUGCUAAUUACUUCCAUUCAGAAGAAGCACCCAAGAGAGCCGCAUCUCUCGUUCCCAAAGCCAAGAUCAUCACCAUCCUCAUUGACCCCUCAGACAGGGCAUACUCUUGGUACCAGCACCAACGAUCACAUGAAGACCCAGCUGCCCUGAGGUUUAAUUUCUAUGAAGUUAUCACAACAGGACAUUGGGCCGCAUCUGACUUAAAAACUUUGCAGAGAAGAUGCCUAGUGCCUGGAUGGUACGCAGUCCACAUAGAAAGAUGGCUCGCUUACUUUGCCACUUCUCAGUUGCUAAUUAUUGAUGGACAGCAGCUGAGAUCUGACCCAGCUACUGUGAUGGAUGAAGUCCAGAAGUUUCUGGGAGUUACACCUCAUUAUAAUUACUCUGAAGCACUAACGUUCGAUCCCCAAAAGGGUUUUUGGUGUCAACUACUGGAAGGAGGAAAGACCAAAUGCCUUGGAAAAAGCAAAGGCCGAAAAUAUCCACCCAUGGAUCCAGAGUCUAGAACAUUCCUCUCUAAUUACUACCGCGAUCAUAAUGUGGAACUGUCCAAACUGCUGCACAGACUGGGGCAGCCUCUGCCAUCCUGGUUGAGGCAGGAGCUACAGAAAGUGAGAUAG